Hibiscus syriacus is the source of this 543-nucleotide messenger RNA. RefSeq lists its product as uncharacterized. The coding region runs from base 1 to 543 and encodes 180 amino acids. Lineage: Eukaryota; Viridiplantae; Streptophyta; Magnoliopsida; Malvales; Malvaceae. The transcript is spliced from 5 exons. The record is from RefSeq and is a predicted model, not a curated record.
AUGGCUCAAUUCACUGCUCAAGGACGUUUGAAGCUGCUCUUUCACGGUGGAGUGGAACCAAAAGACCCUUUUCAUAACAAGCUCAAAACACCACUUUUCUUCUCCUCCUUGAAGAAAGGCAACACCUUUAAUGCAAAGGCAAGUCUUGAUGUUAGUGAUGAAGGGAUUUAUGAUGAUAAGGAUUAUGAUAGCGAGCUUGUAGUUGAUGACUUGGCUUGUUUUAUAGGUCUUGUUCUCGAUAUCUCUUACAGGCCGAUCAAUGUUGUUUGCCGGAAGAACGAUAUAUGUUUGGAGUUCGUGGAGAUGAAAGUCCGUGCCAAGCCCAUGAUUGCUUUGAAUUCCCCGGCUAAUCUCCUAUUCUUUUCUUCUAUCUUUAAUCUUCCCGCCAUUAUUGCUACCAUAAUGCAGUUAUUAUUGCUGCUGGGUAGACUGCAUGCAGGGAUCAUGGGCGGGAGAAAGCUUGCAGGCGGUUCAUCACGGGCAGACUGCAUGCAUGUAGGCUCACGUUGUAUGCAGAGGGGGAAAGCGCAUGGAUUACCAUGA